Messenger RNA from Candoia aspera, 2298 nucleotides. It is a transcript of the gene TMEM200A, whose product is annotated as transmembrane protein 200A. The record is from RefSeq and is a predicted model, not a curated record. The coding region runs from base 438 to 1916 and encodes 492 amino acids. NCBI's taxonomy places the organism in Eukaryota, Metazoa, Chordata, Lepidosauria, Squamata, Candoiidae. The transcript is spliced from 3 exons.
CUGAGGUGAGAGGAGCAGGAGCGGCGGCGACGCAGGACUUUCGAGGAAGUCCGGAAUAAACGCCCCAGUUCGUAGCUCUGCCAAUCCUGACGGCGCGUUUCGGCCCCUCUCGCGCCACACGCGCCCUCUUCUUGGUUUUUUCCUGCCUGAGCUCUUCUGAGGAUGAGGAGGGGGAAGGGAGGAGGAGAGAGAGGCGCUCCCGCUCUGGCCGCCGCUGAGCCAUCUCUGGUGUGAAGGAAAGGCGGGCGGAGGAGCCUUCGAAGAACCCGAAGCGGCAGAAGCGGCGGCGAUCUCCCGCCAGAUAACUGCUGGAUAGUGAUGAGCGGUUGUCUACAGGCAACAAGAUGUGAUUGCCACCACAGAUGGUUCUGAAGAGAAAAGAUGUUUGAAAGGACAGUCUUUUAAUAGUUCCUGUGUGGGGAUCAAAGUAGAAAAUUAUGAUAGCUACCGGGGGAGUCAUAACAGGACUGGCUGCCUUAAAAAGGCAAGAUUCUGCCAGAUCCCAGCAUCACCUCAAUCUCGCAACAUCACCAGCUCCUGAAGAACAGAAACCAGUUAAGCGUCGACCGAGGACAGAUGUGGUUGUAGUCCGAGGCAAAAUCCGGCUGUAUUCCCCAUCGGGAUUCUUCCUUGUCCUGGGAGUGCUGAUUUCUUUCUUGGGAAUUGCUAUGGCCAUUCUUGGUUACUGGCCUCAAAAAGACCCAUUCCUAGAGCCUGAAGACAGCUUGUUGCUAAACGAGACUCAGGUAGUAGGAAAAGGAGAUGGGUUUAUAAUGCGCUUCCUUGAGCAGCAUUUACAUUCUGAUAAAAUGAAAAUGCUGGGGCCUUUCACUAUGGGGAUUGGAAUAUUUAUUUUUAUUUGUGCAAAUGCCAUGCUGCAUGAAAACCGGGACAAGGAGACAAAAAUCAUACACAUGAGGGACAUCUAUUCCACUGUAAUUGACGUACAUACUCUGAGAAUCAGUGAGCAAAAGCAGCUGAAUGGGGCCUACACAGGCUCAGCAGGAGAGAAUGAUAUCAAGCAUGGUGGAAACUCUUGUGCAUCACGUCUGGCUGCAAAUACAAUUGCUCCUUUCUCAGGCUUUGCAAGCAACUUUCAAAUGGUUAACAAUGAUGAAGAGGAUGAAGUUGCUAAAAAUGAGGCCAAGAAAUCAUCCACAAAUCUUACGUCACCUUUGCUGAUGGAACGCUCUGGUUCAGUCUUUGGCCUUUACCCUCACUCUGGAAAAGCAAAGGAUGAAAGAAGCAGUGGCUCUCUAAAGUGUGAAACAAAAUCAAUUGUGUCAUCUUCCAUUAAUGCUUUCACGUUACCUGUAAUUAAACUAAAUAACUGUGUUAUUGAUGAGCCAAUUAUUGACAAUAUCACUGAGGAUUCAUCAAGGAGUAGAGACAGACCUAGAAAUUUGUCCAUGGACUCUUUAGCUCUUCCAUUAAUGAAUACCAGUGAUAGCUACAAACCUGCCAAUGCUUUGAUGCCACGCAACAAUUUAUAUGGAGACUCUUCAUUCAAUCAGUUCAAAUCUUCAAUGACUCUUGGAGCCAGCACUGGACAGCUCUUAUCACCUGGUGCAGCCAGAAAACAGUUUGGGUCCAACACUUCUUUGCAUCUGUUGUCUGUACAUUCAAAAUCCCUAGAUUUAGAUAGGGGUCCUUCUACUCUCACUGUCCAAGUUGAACAAAGAAAACAUCCAAGUUGGCCACGACUGGACCGGAAUAACAGUAAAGGUUAUAUGAAACUAGAAAACAAGGAAGACCCUAUGGACAGGCUUCUCGUACCAUCAGCUCCAGCAAAGAAGGACUUUACUAAUAAAGAAAAGCUUUUGAUGAUUUCCAGAUCUCACAAUAAUUUGAGUUUUGAGCAUGAUGAAUUUUUGAGUAACAAUUUAAAGCGUGGAACUUCAGAAACAAGAUUUUGAUGGUUAGACAACCACAGUUAAUAUAUUUGCCAGUAUUUAUUUUAUAAAAUAAACGUUCUGACCCACCCUUUCAUUUAUUUUUCAGUGCAACCUUGUUAUUAUUGAAUAUUUCUCUCUGGUUAAAAUUGCCUUGUGUUUGCAAAUAUUUUUUCAUCACUGCAAUGCCAAAAGUUUAAUAUUAAGCAGCUUGUUCAUGAAAACAUGGCCCUGGCAUAAUGUUAUUUGGAUAGUGAUUGCAUUAGGUGGCAAGUGUAUGGUAGAUCAAGAAUUGAUAAUGUCUUAAUUUACAGCUACUAUACCAUACACUAUCAUUGUUCAGCAUAUCUGAGUGACCCAAAUCCAAAUUGCUUCCAAGUAAUUUCUCCUUUGUUUCUACAUAAGG